This is a messenger RNA of Myripristis murdjan (pinecone soldierfish), 4209 nucleotides long. It is a transcript of the gene st7l, whose product is annotated as suppression of tumorigenicity 7 like. The record is from RefSeq and is a predicted model, not a curated record. Lineage: Eukaryota; Metazoa; Chordata; Actinopteri; Holocentriformes; Holocentridae. The transcript is spliced from 14 exons. The coding region runs from base 4 to 1734 and encodes 576 amino acids. Gene Ontology annotation, molecular function: protein binding.
AACAUGGAGGACACCACCGGCAGUAAUCCUCAGUCUCUUGGCUUUACAGAGAAGUUAAAAUCCUGGCUGUCCUGGUCAUGGACUUACAUAUGCUUCAUCUGGUUCGGCAUGGUGCUGAUCAUGAUAUACGUCCUGUGGAGCCCCUUGAAACUCCAGGAAACGCUUACCUCAGCAUCUGUGUUCCUGAACACCCUGACCCCCAAAUUCUACGUGGCUCUCACUGGAACCUCGUCUCUCAUCUCUGGACUCAUCCUUAUAUUUGAGUGGUGGUAUUUUCGUAAGUAUGGGACCUCGUUCAUCGAGCAAGUGUCGGUGAGCCACCUGCGUCCUCUCCUGGGUGGGGUGGAGAGCAGCUCAACCACAGGUCUGUUCUCAUCAGUUAAUGGAGAGACAGAACCUAGACCCAGCGUUUCAGAAUGUAAGGUCUGGAGGAACCCGCUGAAUCUGUUCAGAGGAGCAGAAUAUAGCAGGUACACCUGGGUGACUGGAAAAGAGCCGUUAACAUACUAUGAUAUGAACUUGUCCGCUCAAGACCACCAGACUUUCUUCACAGGAGACACACAGCAGCUAAGACCAGAGGAUGCUGUGAUGCAGAAGGCCUGGAGGGAGAGAAAUCCUCAAGCCAGGAUCAGAGCAGCUUACCAGGCCAUAGAAAUGAACCAUGAAUGUGCUGCAGCCUAUGUGCUUCUGGCAGAAGAGGAAGCUACAACUAUCACAGAGGCUGAGCGUCUCUUCAAACAAGCUUUGAGAAUCGCUGGAAAAGAUAUCAACCUACUGGUGUACAUUAAACGCCGACUGGCCAUGUGUGCACGCAAACUGGGGAGGAUUAAAGAAGCAGUGAAAAUGAUGAGAGAUUUAAUGAAGGAGUUCCCAUUGUUAGGAAUGCUAAAUAUACAUGAAAACCUCUUGGAGGCGCUUCUAGAGCUUCAGGCAUAUGCUGAUGUCCAAGCUGUCCUUGCCAAAUAUGAUGGUAAGGCUGCACUGACCAAAUAUUUAUCUUUCCAAAGUCAUCAUCCUAUAUUCAUACAGGCAUUAAUCCAAUGCCAUUCACAUUACUCUAAUUUCUGUUUCUUCGUAGACAUCAGCUUGCCGAAAUCAGCCACUAUAUGCUACACAUCUGCACUGUUGAAAGCAAGAGCUGUGUCAGAUAAGUUCUCUCCAGAGGCCGCGUCAAGGCGGGGGCUAAGCACAGCAGAGAUGAAUGCUGUGGAGGCCAUACAUAGAGCUGUGGAGUUCAACCCGCAUGUGCCAAAGUACUUAUUAGAGAUGAAGAGCCUGAUCCUGCCUCCAGAACACAUCCUGAAGAGGGGUGACAGCGAGGCGGUGGCAUACGCCUUCUUCCACCUACAGCAUUGGAAGAGGGCAGAGGGAGCCUUAAACCUUUUACAUUGCACCUGGGAGGGCACCUUCCGGAUAAUUCCCUACCCCCUGGAGAAGGGUCACCUGUUUUACCCCUACCCAGGAUGCACAGAAACAGCAGACAGGGAACUACUGCCCUCGUUCCACGAGGUGUCUGUGUACCCAAAGAAAGAGCUUCCCUUUUUCAUCCUCUUCACAGCAGGCCUUUGCUCCUUCACUGCCAUGCUGGCCAUGCUCACACAUCAGUUCCCAGAGCUCAUGGGUGUCUUUGCCAAAGCAUUCUUCAGCACACUCUUUGCACCCCUGGGUUUCUUCGCAGACAAGAUGGAAAGCUUCAUGCCGUCCAGUUUUUGGCACCAGCUGACUCGAAUCUGACCCCAUCUCUCUCUCUCACACGCACUCACAGUCACACUCAUGCUCACACACACACACACACACACACACACACACACACACACACACACACACACACAUACAUACCAAUACCGCUCCAAACCCACAGACAAAAAGUGUUUGCUCUCCUGUCUUCAGUAUUACUGUCCACUUGCUGCAUUGUUACUGAUUAUGUUGGCUGAGGUUGUAUCAACACAGAAAUACCACUCUUAAGAUGCUCUCCCACACUGCUCCAGCAGCCAGUUUCUUUUCCAAGAAUACAUUUAGUGAAUACCAUUUGCAAGGAUUUCACAGGGUCAUUCAUUUGUCUUUAUGUUAACACUGGGUAACAGUGGUAAAUUUGACCUGUCCCACCAAGCCUGGCAAUGAAUUGUGUCAUUUUGGCAAAAAUCACAUGAUGAAUUUGUAAAAACACCUGUACUGAUUCUCAGAUGAAUAAUCCUCAGCAGGGUGUUACUGACACAAAGCAAUAGAUAUUUACAGGGGAGGCGUGAGAAAUAAGUAUGUGAAUCAGAAAGAUCUCGUAGAGUUUAUAUGGGACGGAAAUCUGUGUCGUAUAUGAACCCUCUGUGCCCCAUAGUCAUCCAGCGAGGCAGAUUUAAAAGUUUGUGAGACCUCCUAAAAACAGAGCUGUGAUUUACAGCCUUGGAGUGCCUGCAGUGUAUACAACGCCUCUGUGGUUCAACAGUUGUUGCCAUGGUAUGACACUUCAGCGCUAUAUCACUGGGGCAACCCCCACCCCCAUCUUUGACACAACAUGGACAUGGAAAUGGGAUCAUCACUGGCCUCUCAUGGCAUGGCUCAUCUCAUCUCAGCCAAUUACACAACAAAAUGCUGCAGCUCAAUACAGUAGUCUGCUGCUGACUGUGGCAGACAUACUCAGAAUCACACAGCGCAGUUGCCAUAAAGAAUGGCUGGCCUACUUAACAUCACAGUAAUUCUCAGUAUGGUUCUUCAGUCAGGGAAUGUUGGCCAAUACUAGCAGACACAUGCAUUUAGCGCAUUUGUUAAAUCCCAAAUCACUGCUGGUGAAUAUGCUGAAUAGCAAUUGGAGAAGGAAAGCAAAAUGAACAGACAUACAGGCACAGUGUACAUAGUAAGAAGAGACAUACUUUACACAGUAUGUAUAAAAUCUCUUUCACUUGGUACCCUAUAUCUGUCUUCAUUUUGCCAGGUGUAAACAUAUAUACAUUAUUCUGAUGCUGUUGUAACAGGCUGGAAUUUAACCACUGUUUCCUGUGUGAAAUGUUUGCUCACAUCUGUCACAUGACGCUGAAUGUGGAAACAUAGCAUGAGGACUUUGUGGCAACUGACAUUGUAAUAGCUGACUGAUAAUGUAAGAACUUGUCAAAAGCGGAAUGCAAGUAGUGAGAGAAUGGAGCUUGGAAAUGUAAUCGGUCAUCAAAAUUCACAGGAAUCUUCCUUGGGGAAGCAUGAAUGCAGGUGAUUAAUGAGAUUUAGUGAUGUGUACAAAGGUGACAUUCUGCCAUGAGGGUACCAUUACAGGAACGGUCAGAAGGUCACCAAACAUGACGAGGUUCAUGCUCUGGGGAGCAUGGAUGCCCUCACCAAAUUUCACCAAAAAAUAGUACUGUUUUUUCCUCAGCCAGUAAAAUGAAGUGGUAUCUUAGUACUCAGCCAUACUCCGGUAUUUUGCGAAUGUGCUACUUUUAUCCUAAGUAUACAAAAGGGACCUUUUACACAUUUUGACAAGUUAUUACAUGACUGGUCAGACACAUUAUCAGUGGCUUAAGACCUAGUCCUAGAGUUUAUGCCUCAGGAGGUUAAUGAUACUCUGACAGCUCCCCAUUCCACAUGUGUAACUGUUGUUAAUAAAGUGCCUUUUGUGUCACAUUAGCUAAACACACAGAUUUGGCAUUGUAACUGUUAAUGAUGUCAAGUUUAGUGGCAAUAUUGCUCAACUUUGAUGUAUUAGAAUUGGUAAUUAAUAGUUGCUUUCAAAAACUCUGUGAUUUUCAACUGAAUUAUUCACUGUCCAAUGAUUGUCCAUUGUUGACUAGCAUUACUAUACAUACCAGCCAAAAAAAGCAAAGACUAAUUUGGUGUAUAAGUAUCCAGUCAACAGUAAAAAAAGUAGAAAGGGCUGACUGGUUAUGUUGUAAUGACACCUAGUGUAUGUGUUAAUAAUGGUGCAAAUUUGGAUUGUCUUACUAACAGUUACCCAGACUUACGGUAUUUGAAUCUAAGCCACACACUUGCUGCUUGUUUAGCACUUUCACUCCAUUCUCUGGCCUGUGAUAAUUGAUUGUUAAAAUUCUUGACACCCAAAAUGUCUCACUCCUCAUGUUUUUAUGCAGCCUAAAAAGUAGGACUGCUGUACUGUAGUGUACUGCUGUAAAAUGUUGAAGACAGGAGAGCAUUUGACCCACUGUAACUACCAUUGGAUGAGUUUGAUAGCAAAACUCAAAAAUAAAUUGUUAUUUCAGUGUAAUUUCA